UUGGGCGAGGAGCUGCUCAAGCUGAAUACCCAGUUAAUUCAAAUAUAUGAACAAGACACCAACAUCACCGAAGGAGUCGAGCGCGUUCGUGGCCAGUACAUCGACUUCAUGACGGGAGUGGGCGUGGCAUAUGGCCCAAAUGAGUUGAUAUCUGGAGAGGCAGACACAUCGGUGGCAAAUAAUAUUAGGAUUAGCAUGCUCCUGGCAUCAUAUCCAGUCGUGGGUUAGGCCGACGGGAUCGGCACACAGCUGAUUAGCAAGUUAAUCGGUAAUUAAGCAUGGAGGCUGCUCAUAUUUCCCAGCGACGUGCGUGAAUAUUAUAACCGGAACCGGCUGGCCAGAUUUACGAACGAAUUUCGUAAACAGGCUCAUCUACUUUAUUAGUAUAAAGACGUG
Molecule: messenger RNA, 396 nt
Organism: Aspergillus vadensis CBS 113365
Lineage: Eukaryota; Fungi; Ascomycota; Eurotiomycetes; Eurotiales; Aspergillaceae
Product: putative FAD monooxygenase
Exons: 1
Source: RefSeq, a predicted model, not a curated record